Staurois parvus is the source of this 390-nucleotide messenger RNA. The record is from the annotation of a GenBank genome assembly. NCBI's taxonomy places the organism in Eukaryota, Metazoa, Chordata, Amphibia, Anura, Ranidae.
UAUUCACUAUACUGCCCCAAGUAUUGUCUCCGCCCUACAAAUCAUGUGAUUCAGGUGUUCCAAUCCCCUCCAUGGACACAGGUGUAUACAAUCCAGCCCCUAGGCAUGCAGACGGCUUCUACAAACAUUGGUGAAAGAAUGGGUCGCUCUCAGGAGCUCAGUGACUCCAAGCGUGGUCCCGUGAUAGGUGGCCACCUGGGCAAUAAGUCCAUCCGUGACAUUUCCUGGCUACUAAAUAUUCCACGCUCAACUGUUAGUGGGAUUAUAACAAAGUGGGAGCCACUGGGAACAACAGCCACUCAGCCACCAAGUGGUAGGCCACGUCACAUGACAGGGCGGGGUCAGCGCAUGCUGAAGCACACAGUGCGCAGAAGUCGCCAACUGUCUGCA